Messenger RNA from Cladocopium goreaui, 1656 nucleotides. The record is from the annotation of a GenBank genome assembly. NCBI's taxonomy places the organism in Eukaryota, Dinophyceae, Suessiales, Symbiodiniaceae.
AUGAAGCUUGAGAAGCAGGGGGGCCUUGCUAGCGCAGCCAGCUUGGAAGAAGUCAAGGCUAUUGUUGACGCGCAUCAGCCAAAAUACGACCACCUUUGGGCGAGGUUCAAAGAGUGGGUGGCAAAGCACAAGCCGCAGGAAGACCAGGUCGCAGUCUCGAGAUUGAAGGUGAAGAGCAUUGCGCAGGUGGCAUCGUGUCAGCCUGCAAUUGUGGAGCAGGCAAUGAACGACCUUGAGACCAUGAUGUGCAAUCUGGGUUUGGCAGUGGACGGUGUCCUGACACAAAAAGGAUCUGCCCGUUUAAUUGUCUGCGAUGAGAAGGGAAUUAGCUCCAGGUCUGACAACAUUUCUCGUGGCAUCACAACGCGGGCUGGACGUGGAACCGCUUCCACAACGGCAGCGACGACAUCCUUCGAACACAUCACUAUAACUUCUUUCAUGCCGGUGACCGGGGAUCCCUUGCCUGUGGGGGUUAUUCUUUCGCGCAAGAGCUUGAAUGAUUCUAUGCCUGACUUAUGGCCUGAAGCAAAGUUCUGGUGCAGUGACAGCGGUUCUCAGACACCUGAAACAUUCCCUGCCAUGUUGGAAGCUUGCUGCUUGAGACCCUUGAGGGAGAGGUUCCCGGAUCGCAAUGACAAGAUACUUCUGGUCAUGGAUGGAGGAGGGGGCUCGUGGCUGCACAUCUCGGUGCCUAUGGUCUUACUUCUUGAGAGGUAUGGUGUGGAAUGUUUCAUUCUUCCGUCGCAUACCACGGCGGCGCUGUGCGCCCUGGACCAGCAGCCGCACCAACUGAUGAGCUUGAGAUGGGGCACUUUCAAAGCUCAGUGGUCAAGAAGUGGAAACGAUUUAAAUAUUUUUCAGGCAAUAGCAGCCCUGAGGCGCAUCGUGGCAGAAGCUUUGUCGCCUCAGAACGCCUUAGCGGGUUGGGCCCGCGUUGGUGUUCAGCCAAAUGAGCUGAUGCAAAAGCACGUGGUCCUUGAGGAAAGAUUUUCUGAACUCUUUACUUCCAAAAAGUCUGGAGGAGGUUCCCUUCCUGCACCACAAACCUCCACGGCUGAUGCCUUGUCCCUUGUCAGUCAGAUCUCUCCAAAGAAGAAGAAAUGCGGACAAAAUUCCUGCAAAAGCAUGGUUGCAGUGACAAUGAGAUUCUGCCCGGAGUGUGCCUCACCCAAUGCUCAUUUUGACCAGGCAGAAGCAGACAUGUUUAGAAGCGGCCGCAGAAAGGGCUGGCACAAGCCGCCACAACCAGAAGUUCCGCAGCUACCAGAAACACCCGCAGAAAGAAGGCUCGCUCAAGGAGUUGGCGAUUUGCUGGGCCGGCUCCGUCGAGGUGGUGCAGCUCAAAGCGAAGAUGCAAGUGCCAAACCUUCGCAGACUGGUGACGGUGUUGCAGAGAUCCAAGAACCACCUUGCAAGCAGCAAAAAACAGAACAUAAAGCGGCAUCUUUUUCGAAGCCUUCUACUGUGGAGCUGGGGCCGGAGCCUUUGGAGGAGGAUGAAGAUGCAUCAGACCCAGAGUGGAAUCUCAAUAGCCCAGAUGAUUGCUGCUCCUUUAUUGAGCAUUACUUUCCUGCAAAGGAGGCAGAGGCCUUGGGCGUUUCAAUCGACAUGUUCUCCAAAGUUGCCAAAUUUUAUGUGAAUUUCUUGCGAACCUAG